AUGGCCUCGUCCAACCUGAGGUAUCAAGGAAAAGUUACAAUUGUGACCGGAGGAACACAAGGAAUUGGGGAAGGAGUUGUCAGAGAGUUCGGUAAGGAAGAAUAGUCAAAUAUCUACAGCAUUACUUAACUUUUGGGCUUGCCUCUCCUUUUGGUAAAAUUUGGGUUGAAAUAUUUUAUGGGACGGCUGUCAUGCACAUAUCAUUUUUCGGUCAUCCCCUGGCGGGGUGGAAGGGGGGAGGGGAGGACCCGGGUAAUUUUAUAUAACUUUGUAUGGGGAGUUUAAUAUAGGGGGAUUUGAAAGAUUACUCCAUCAAUGGAGGGAAUGAGGGAGGUUUGGUUUACCACAUCCUUGCACGGGGGGAAAACCGGGGCUUUGUGUAAAGAAAUAAUUAGGCCGAUUUUACGUGAUUCGCAUAGUCUUGAAAACUCCUUGAAUUUUAGGGGAAGUCCUUGAAAAGGCCUUAAAUUUUCUUCAACUUUGAACGUAGUGGUCUGGACAGUGUUGUUUAAUGCUUUUUGGUUGUCUAAGACAGAAUAUAAAUCAUAGCUCAGAGAAGUUAAAGGUGAUUUACAUAAAUUGUUUUUUGUCUUAUGGAAUAACAGCUAUCAAUUUAAGACGGUGUAGAGCAAGUGUUUCCAAAAGUUCUCAUCCCAACUUUCUCAAUGACUCAUCUCGGAACACUUGCUACACAGGCUAAUGUAAGGCAAGUGAACAGAAAAAUUCAGAGAAGUUGGUGGAGCAAACAAUUCAAGCCUUAAAGUCCUGUUAAAAUGAACUGUGAAAAGGUUUUUUUCUGUUGCAAUCAGUGAUAUUACAUUCCUGGUAAAAGCGCUUUCUUCUUGACAUGAAUAUCAACCUCACUUUUCCUGGUGCUUUGCAAACUGUGCAAAGCUUGCUUCGAGGUUAGGUGACAAAGAGGCAGCUAAGGAUUUUUUUAACAGGUAGAUUGAUCUUGCCAUGUGGAGAAAAGAUGUAUGGUAACAGCAUGGCGGCUUCUGUCAGUGUAAUAGACAGAAUGUGACUCGUGUUUCCAUGGCUUUUGUGGAAGAAAAGAAAGUUUUGACAUGACGAAAGAAUGGAGAAGCAGCUGGUUAUAUCAUUCCACCUUUACGGCCUAAAUUCCAGAAAAAAUUCCUUUUUCUCUUCAAAAAGCAAUUGUCUUGAAACAAAACCAAAAAUACAAGGUUAUGCCAUCACUGGGAAGUUUGUCUGUUUUUGCGUGAGCGCAAAUUGUCCAAAACAUUCUUUCCUUAUCAUGUCGUUAAAGAAAAGGAAAAAAUUUGUGGUAACCACUUUAUGCCAUCUGCAGGCACAUUUAUUAAGUCACCCGAUUGUGCCUGUAUCAAAUAGUUAAUUUCAGACCCUGUGUAGGAGGGGGAAUUUCUUAACUUUGAUUGCUCUGUUUGCCACACGUCCCCUCCCUUGCCCUGGGUCCCCCACCUCAGGGGAUGGUGGAUGAGAAGUGUAUUAUUCACUCUCCUCCAGUGGGCCCUGUCCUUUUGCACCUGCCCACUAAGGAUGAUGAGUUGCUUUGGAGAGCGGUUCGGAUUUUUCUUUAAAGAAGCCAUCAAAGUCUAGAUCCUUCGGACAUUUUUCCUCACAGGCGAGGCUUCUAAAUUUGUUACGUGCGUAUAGGGCAUGGAACAUGAGUGGAUGUUAGAGGUCUGCAAACUGAGAUUUGCCAUAUAUUUUCUACUAGCAUACUGUUAACCACCAUUAAGCAAUUUUAUCUGUGCAGUAUCUAAUUUAAUUUGUGCAGUACAAAACUAGUCAGGGGUGCAGCUACCUGUACGCAUGGUGCACAUGGUAUCCAAAAACGUUGAAGGGAAAAAACAAAAUGAAAUAAAAUCCGGAGAAGCCACAACAUUUAUUGGUGAACUGCAUCUUGAAUUAUAAUAUAUUUUUGAAAAUUGCUAUAAAAUAGUGCGCAUAGCAAGCUUGAUGGUGUAAAGCUUGAAACAGUUGUUUUUCACCUAGGCCUGUCUUCGCAGUAUGCGAAAUAAGGCGAGGGUUUGCAAGACAUGUAUUUCCAGAACUUGUGCACUUGAUACCUUCAAUUGUAGCAAACACACAGACAGUAUAAAGCGUCGCCAACAUGCAAACAUUGUACAUAAUUGGAUAGAAUAAUUCUUGUGAUCAUCAUGCAGCUUUUGACAUAAAUACACUGUAGGUCAUGAUGAACAUGACUAAAUUGUCAUUUGAUCACUUAAACCUUCAUUUUUCUUCUGUGACCCGUACCAAGAAGGGAAAAUUGCCUUCCUGUGCUUCUUUUAAAAAGCUGCAAUGUGUUAAAAAAACAUGUAUCUAAUGCAGGUAAUGUAUCCUAAAGCCAAGUAUUUUGACAUUACCAUUUUGUUUUCUAGUCAAAGCUGGAGCCAAAGUUAUCUUUUGUGGACGCGAGGGUAUGUCAAUUUUUCUGAUAACUGCAUGUCAAAGCCCAUAAUUGUCUAGAACAAAUAAAUACAAAAGUGCAUUGCUUUCUUAUUCUGUGUGGUAUUGUGUUCACAUCUAUUGUGGCAUCCAGGGAUGGAUUGUUUUACCUACAACUGGCAAGUUCUUUAAAAGUGGAUACACCAUUUUAAGAAGGAUCAUUUCUUACAUUCUGCUCUUUUAAUUUGUAUAUUUACAAAAUGGCUCUGUACUGUUGAAUCUUUGUUCAUUUAAAAUUAUUUAAUACGGCGUAACGAUCUGUUCUUAAGGGAAGACAUGUUGAGGUUUUAAUGUCUAUAUUAAGUAACGUGACAAUAGUGAGAGUUAACAUACUGUUUUAUGGCUGGUAAAGCAAUAGUGAUCAGUUGUACAAUAAUAUUGUGAUACCAUGUCAGGUGAUGAUUGGUACAGUGAAUUUAUGGUGAGUUUUAGUUUUGCCUUUAGAGAACAACGGUGGAAUUAAAACUCGCUGGAAUCUCAUGAAAAUCAAUGGCCAAAAAUGCGAAAAAUGCACAACAACAAAAAAGAAGCCGAGACAUGAUAAGAAGGUCUAAUAUGUAUUUUGAGUGUUAUUUUUGACCCCUAACUAAUGAUCGUGCUAAAUUCCCCUCACAAACUUUUAUUAAUGAUAUUUCUGUUAUAUAACAAUGAUUCUCACUCCUGAACUAAUGGGGGACCUAUGCUUCGAUGUAUCAUUACUCUCCGAGAAUCAUGAGAAUUAUGUCUUGAAAGAAGGUGACCCUGGUGGGUGGCACAUACCUUUUUCGGGAGUUCCCCUUCUCCUCUCUAAUAUUACAAUUAAAACACUGUGUCUUUAUUUUUAGUCAGAAUUAACUUUAUUUUCUGUGUUGUGCUUUCUAGUGGCUGACGGGGAAAAACUUGAAAAAGAAAUGAAUGACAAAGGUCCUGGAGAAGCAUGCCUUAUUAAAUGUGAUGUUACUAAAGAGGAGGAUAUCAAGGUCAGUGUACUGUGCCUUCUAGAAACUCUUCAAUCUGAAGUAAUUAUUAUUUGUUGAGUUGAUUUUUCUUAAACCCCAACAUUCUGGUAUCAAUCAUCUGGCAUCUUAGCACAUCAGUACCUCCAUUCUAAGUCGACUGAUGGUACAUUGAAUCAGUGAAAACUACUGAAUCUUCUAGUCUAUGAACACAGCCAUCCUAACAAAUCUGACUCUAGACUCACUCUGCUAGCACACUUAAUCAGCCAAUCAUCUCACCACAGCUCUCUCAGUUCACCCUGUUAGUACAAUCAUCAUUCAAAACCAAAACUUGCAGUUAAUUUGGGGUAAGUAUGAACAAUAUAAAAUCCACCUAUGUAGCACAGCACUCUUACCACACGUUCACCCUGCUAAUAGCCACUUAAUGAGAGACAAAACUGCAUACUUCUAGCCACAGUCAUUCCAACACAGCUCUCUUGGCACACCCAACCUUUUUUGCAAAACUGAAUUCAGACAUCUUAGUACACGUGAUCACAGUCAUCCCAACUCAGCUCUCUCAGCAUACUCUUCUUGUAAAAUCAUGUCAAUCAGUCAUGACUGAAUCAUCUAGCCCCGGUUGUUUAAGUGUCUGCAUAAGAUUUAUCCAGUAGAUAGCAUUACCCACCUUUUUAAACAACUGUAGCCUGGUCUAUGACCUCAGUCAUUCCAACACAGUGACUUUCAACAGUCACGUUACGAUUUAUAUUUUAACACUCAAUUAGCCAAAACUAAAUCCUCUGGUCUGUGACUCGUUGGCGUUGUUGUGGUUUAAUUUCUUUGAUCCAAGAUUGACGACAGCUACAUUAGUGAAUACCACUGUACCCUGUUCCAUCUCCAGAUUAGAACCACAGCAUUCAAAAAAGUACUUUUUUCACAAAAACCUCAACGACAAAGCUACAGACAUUCCAUAAAAGCUUCCCAAACAAUAUCUCGAUGUUUUUGUCUAAUAUGUUUUUUAUCUGACUUCUUUUACUUUUUUGUGGGUCAGUUUUUCUCUUAAAAUUUAUGUUUAAACUUAAACAGUAAGAAAAGGCUGUUUUUCUUUAUGUCAAUGAAGAAUUUGGUGGAGAAGACAGUUGAAAAAUAUGGUUGGAUUGACUGCCUCAUCAACAAUGCUGGAUGGCGUAAGUAGAGAAACCUUUUUCUUGAUCCUUUGUCAUAACUAACUGCAAGCUAUCAAUAUUUGUUUAUGUAUCUAGUCUGAACUUUUGUAGGUGCGUAAUUCAGCCAUCUUAUUUUUUGUGAGUUGAAAUAGUAAGGCUUGAGAUACUAUCUAAUGGACCUUAUUCACGAUACCCGCCAUAGGGCGUAUGGAAAAGCCGGAAUCCGGAACCCGGAACCGGAACCGCAACUUAAAUUGAAACCAGGGUAAACUGGGAAGCACUGAAACCAGUUCCCGAUACCCGUGUGAGAAUAAAAUUCAAGAUGGCGUCCUCUGUUAUCAUUGUUUUGAGAAAUUUUAAGCACAGUGAUCGUGAUACCAAAGGUAUACUCACAUUCGGAAAGUGACUUGCAAAAAAGAAGGUAAGUGCAUCCUACUGUUAUUCCUAGCAGUCAUAAACUGUGACUGCAGCUGUAGGUCGAGCAAUUUUACGACAGAUCGAGACUAAAACUAACCAGCCGAUUGACUGCGAAAAGCAGCCAUGUUUAAGACCGCUGUGUUAUUCAUUUCCUUCUCUUGAGCCUAAGUUACUCAUUUCUUAAAAGGGCUCCGUGUUUCAUCCAUUGUGAGGAAAAGGCAGCAAAGGGAGGAGGAGUACUCAUGUCAAUCAUGAUCCCAAGUUUCAACGCUCACGCGUAUAUGAAAUUCUCGAAGAAAAAUUUUGCGCCGUACGCAAAAAAUACGACAGUAAAAAAUAUAAUAACAAUAAAUAAAUAUAUUAUAUUUAAAUGUGGGGAUGAAAAGUCUUGAUCGAGCAGUAAUUGUUAGUGACACUCCUAAGACAGAAACGUCUCCAAGUUUUAUUUCUUAGGUUCGGGUUCGGGUUCCGUUUCCGUUUCCGUUUCCGUUUCCGUUUCCGUUUCCGUUUCCGUUUCCGGCUCCGGUUCCGGAUUCCGGAUUCCGGCUUUUCCAUACGCCCCCCGCCAUAUCUUUGCAUGUGCUUUAGGAUCGAUGGGAUAUUAGCAAUGUCACGUCGUUUCUCAGGGGGCAAACAAUGAAUAAAAUUUGCCAAUGCAAGAAAUCGAGGUUGAGUUUGUUUAUUCUCUCAAAACGAGAGGACGAUUUAAUAGUCAUGCAAAAUGUACAGUUAAGUUUCGACAGGUUUUGUGACAUUAUUACCUGCUCUGAGGACAUCUUACGGUCGCUACUGCAUCUAGGAAAGUAACAAUGAUCAUUUUCACCCGUGAUUUGCCAUUAUUGUCUUCAAGAUAAAAAGUUCUUCAUUUUCCUUUGUUUAGAAUAAACAAACUCAACCGCGAUUUCUUGCAUUGACAAAUUUUAUCACUUGUUUGCCUCCUGAGAAACCACGUGACUCCGCUUUUAUUCCAUCAGUCGUAAAGCGCGUGCAAAGAUGGCGGGUAUCUUGAAUAAGUUCUGUUACACUGACUGAUCAGUCUAGUGAUGGUGGUUGCAAAAAACAUAUGAAAAAGAAAAAAAAGUGAGACAAGGAGAUCGGUUCUCUUUUUCUCCAGUCUUUUUUAGUUAUUAUUGUUUUCAUUUUUAUUGCUGGCGAGCCUUGUACGAGCCAGCAGUAACUAUUCUGUACAAUAGCGGGAAAAAGCCAAAAUGUUUUGGAUGUAAGAUCAGAAGUAUGCGCAGUGGAGUGUUUUUCUUCUGUGCGAUGACAUCACGUAAAACGCACAUGGACGAGCUCGAGAGAUUUCAAGAAAAUUUCAAUAUGCAAUGUAAAUGAGAAGAUUCUUUAGUUAUUGCUUUUCUUAUUUUCUAGAUGUCUCUAUUUGCUUGUGGAAGUAUUCAUCAACGUCUCGAUCCAGAGCAUUUUAGUGAUAAAUGUAGAGGAAGACGAGAGAUUUAAUUAUAUUUGUUUGGCUACUCUAUUUGCUUAUUCGUGAAUAAAUGGAGGUUUGAAGAUCUCGAUCAAAUUAUCCUUUAUGGAGAUAGUUUUUUUUCUCUGUCGGCAUUCAGCAGUAGUGAAGUGCCAGGCAAAAAAUAGUUCUAUCCUACUCUAGCUCGGUUGUCUCGGGAGAAAAGAGAGGAAAGUGUGAAGAAAACCAGCUUUGCGUCUAAAGCGACCUAGUUACCACAUACAAAACAAUGUUUGCAUACUCCUUGUCCAUUGGGGCGUUAAAUCUGAUUGUCCUGUAAAAAUCUGUGCCUGUUGAGGUAAAUAAUUCAGCUCAUAAUUUGACCAUUGAGUCACAUUUUUCUGUUGAGGUGAACGGAAAGCUUGGAGCCAUGGAUUCAAAAUGUGUAAUAAUUAAGAAUUUGCUCAUGCUAAGCGUGCGUAUAUCGAGGUAUGGAUGCACUCGGGAAGUUUGGAGAGCAAGAAAGAUGCGUAAGAGUUGCUUGAGUCACGACCUAGAGCAACCCUAGCUUCUUAGCUUCAAUUGUUUUUAAACUUCAAAGUCAAAAGAAAACCUCUCGAAACCACAUUAAGCCCGUUUUUUAAUAAUAUCCAUGAAACGAUAUCUUCGCACCUCCAUUCGUGAAUCGGCAUAAAUUGUUGACAUAGUAGAAGAAUCAAACACAUAAAAAUAUCUUGUCUUCCUCGGGAUUCAUCACUUAACCAUUCGUGACCUCGAUUAAAUUCUUAUUUCCAUAUUAGGCAAAUAAGGAAAUUUAAAAAAUAUAAACAAGCAAUAAUCAUUGCUAAAGGCCUCACUUAUCAUCUGUUUGGCUCUGGAAACUUAGUCCAAGGUCUUUUCCCUUUUAUACAUCACAAAUACACGGAAAUAACAUAUUUUUCUAAAAAAGGCUAGCCCGCCCUAAUUCCCAGGGCUAAUUGUCAUUUUGUUCACUUCAUAUAAUAUUUUCAAACUUUAUUCUCUGUAUUCUGUUCGAGGUUUGAUGCCAACACUUAAUUUCAGAUUGAAACGCCUAGUUUUCUUUUGCAAAUUUCUCCAGUCUUACUGAGCUGGACCCUUAAUAACUUGACUGUCUGAAAAGGGAGUGAAAAUGGUCUUUUAUUUUUGAUUCCAGGCAUUUGAAACUUCUAAUGGUUUUUAAUUAUGCAUUGUUUUCUAGGUGUUAAGUUUCUAUCGAUCCUUUUUAACUUUUAUUACAGAUCCCCCAAGUAAAACAAUUGAUCAGACUUCAGCUCAUGAGUUUAGAGACCUGCUGAAUCUUAACCUUAUGAAUUACUUCUUGUUUUGUAAAGUAAGUCUUUUAAUCAAAUGCAAAUGUUACACUUUAUUUCUUGAUUACAUCUGUUUUUUAGAUUAAGGGGAGGAAGAUUUAAAUUGCAAUAUUUUAGCCAAAGCAGUACAAUGUAUUAGUCAAGUAUAACAUAGAAAGAAUAGCCUGUGCAGCAAGCACUUGGAAGUAUUAAAUGGGCGCAAGAGAGAACGAACACGCGGGGGAGACACGCCCCGCGCCCGUUCUUUCUUGCCCCCAUUCAUUCCUAGCGCUUGCAGGCUAUAGAAAGAUGGAGAACUAGUCGGCAAAAUGCCAGUAAGCAUGCUAUCUAUUUAUCAAGUGUGAUAGGUAUAAGAAGUGUCAAUAAUGUGAGACCUUGCGAUGGGUGCUUGCCAUUUACACAAACCAUCCAUAUCGAAGGAGAAUAAUUGGCCUUUUGAUAUGUUUUUGUUUUCAGUUUGCUUUGCCUCACUUACGGAAAACAAAAGGAAACAUUAUCAAUAUGUCAAGUUUAGUGGCACAAAUUGGCCAGCCUGGAGCUGUAGCAUAUGUUGCAAGCAAGGUAAAGCUUUUAUGUUUUUUAGCUCAAACAUGCUUGUUCUGCAGUCUUCUCAAAUGUACCAUUUUCUAAAUGAAAAAGAAAAAACAAACAAAAUUUUGAAGAGAAAUAUUUUAAGAUCUUUCCUAGUAUACGUAUGCAAUUAAACCGUCAAUAGGAUAGGGAAAAUUGUAAAUACUUACUUUGUGUUGAUUUGUGUAACUUUGUUUGUCUAAAGGGUGCAGUAACGUCAAUGACAAAAGCUCUUGCAAUUGAUGAAGCUAAGUGCGGAGUGCGAGUUAACAGGUAAUUUAUUGGUCAUCUAAACAUCGCAUGUAUAACAGGCAUCACUAAUACUGAAUCGCUCAGUAGCCAAGCGCUAAGUACCAGUCGUUGCUUAAGGUCCCUAAUAUGAAAUUUGGAGACAAUAGCCGAGACUGAUCAUUAUAAUAAGAGGCUCUCACUUGUAAACACGAAAUUUCAGACAAAAAAAUUAGCGAAUUUUAGCCCUUAUUUUACUGCCUUACAAGUUAUCAAUAAUCUUGAACCCUAAAGGUCAUAUAAAACGACAGUUAAUUUCGAGAAUCUCAAUUUUUUUUAAAAAAAAAAAUUUAUCGAGCGGCUUCAAAAUUAUUCGCUUAUUUGUCUGAAGUAGACCAAAAUGUUUACAAAACCGCUAAAAAGAGCGCCUCGAUCACAUACUUAACAAAUCCUUCUUCGUAGCAAUCGGCUGAAGCUCAGUCCAUAAUCUUUCAAUCACGUUUUUUAAAAGUUUGAAACUACUUUGAGGUAAAAUUACAUUUCAAAAGUGCUUCGUUUUCUGUAGGCAACAGCCAAACAUAAUGAUUGUUCAGUUUUUACCGUAUUUCUAACCAUAGAAACUUCAUCCCAAAAUAUCUCGAUAACGCUCUUAUAGAUUUCGGUUGAACUUCACGAACAUCGAGGUGGCCAUUAGAAAAAAAAGCUCCCCUGAAUGAUUUUGAAAGAAGAGUUCCCUUCGAUGUCAUUGUAACCCUGAUGAGAACAAAUUCGUAUCUUUAUCUAAUACAGCUGUAAUCAUGGUAAUGAUUAUUUACCAAAUCUUUGUUAAUGGCGACGUAGUUUAUGCUCAAACGUGGGGGGUAUUGACCUUGAAAAAAGCCCAUCGAGCCACCUUAAAAUAUAUGGUAAAUUUCUGCCAGCGGGGUCUUAAACCACUAGGUUCUUACACUCAGGUUUGUGCUGUAUUUUUAUGUAUUUCAAACGUUGAUCAGACUAAGCUAUGUAACAGCAAAGAUUCAUGACAGAGUUGUUCCCUAGAUGAGUUUUUUUUAUUGUUGUCAUUCUGUAUAAUUUCAGUAUUUCGCCCAGUAAUGUGUGGACACCAUUGUGGGAAUAUGUAGCUCAAUUGUCGGGCGACUUUGAGAAAAGUAAAAAAGAUGGUGAAGAAUGCCAGGUAGGUUAGCGUGUCUCGGCCUAUAUUCGGAGUGGCUUAUGUACGGAGGGAAAUUUGCGUUUCAAAAUCGAUUGGGCUAGCUUGUAGUGGGAAGGAAAUUUACAAUUUUUGCUUUGUUUUACUUUGUAUUCGAGGGCAAAUUCCAAGUACAAGCCCCCCGAAGGGCUUAUAUUCGGAGGGGCAAUUUAACAGAGGGUUUUUUGCGUGACGAUUUUGGGGGGCUUAUAUUUGGAGGGACUUAUUUUCGGAAUUAUACGGAUCGCUGGACCGUUUUCAGCAAUGGCAGCAGUAGAGUUCAAACUUAACUAAAAAACAUCCCUGAUAAGCCCUAAGUGCUGUUGUCAUCCGGCGAAUCGACUUACGUCCGGGCAAAACAACGUCGGGCGAAUCGACGCUGGGCAAAACGACCAUAAUCCGCUGAGUUUGGUGACUUGUAGGUGGGUCCCUACCCAGUCCCUGUAAGGUAUGCCUGAGUGGCUUGACCACUGGAUUUGCAAUAGUCAGACUCUAAGUUCAAGUUCCUGCGCGCCCUGAGUGCCAGCUGUUGUUUCAUAGUUGUCCCAUAUUGAAAUCGUCGACUGGACGGACGCUUGUAACUGAAAUAGCCGAACUGGCUUGCCUCUGGUCAGUCAGGAUUCGUAAACCUGUUAUGUUUGAUUUCUUCUAUUCUACAACUUUAUUUUUACACUGUUGAGAACGAUAACAACAACAACAACAUCUUUAAAUUUUAUUCAAACACGAUAAGUUUACAGCGUAGCUGAUGUGGUCGUGACAGGACGUCAACAAUUGUUCUAAUUAUAAGAACUUAUCCACAAGCAUUUUUUUAUAAGGAUACGUAAAAGAAAAGACAAUCUAAAGGGUUACGUGCUCAGUGGCCAAAAGACCGACAGCGUUCGAGUUUCAGUCACAGAUUUGCUCAGCCCUAAUAGUCUUUGUGCUAUGAAUGCUAUUAAAGGUGAAAAAAGGAAUUGUUAUUAUAACUAAUUCAUAGGCCGUCUUGGUCAACGCUUUCGGUAGAAGACGAAUGGCUGGUACUCCCUCUGAUCACGUGACCUGCAAAAGGCGUUUAACAGUGUCUCUGUUUUUGCUAAGCCGGACAAGUUUUGAUUGACUGAAAAUUCUUGGGCGAUUUCCAUACCCAGUCAGAAGUAAAAAUAUAACAAAUCACAGCUCAAUAAUAUUGUUUCAAAAUAUUGUGUGUUAUGAUUGCCAUGGUCAUGGUUAGUUUAUUUUUAAUUGGGUUUCUUUCCCGAUACUCAAUAGUCCAUUCAAAGCCGCUCUAGCACACCUGACGACAUCGCUUGUAUUGUCAAAAACGGUGCAUUUAUGUCCUCUCACUUGCUGCCAUUUUGCUUACGAUAUCGCACUCUCCCGACUGGGUGACUCAAUGUUUCUUGUUUUCUUUGAAGCUGUCAGGUCGCAUGGGAACUCUUGAAGAAUGUGGUCAAGCCUGUUUAUACCUGGCUGCCGAAGCAACUUUCACUACUGGAACUGAUUUGUUGUUGACUGGAGGUGCUGAACUCACUUAUGGCAAGAAAACCCAAGUGAAAAAUGAGGGUCUGAAUGGGGGGGUCCACUUGUCGGUUGUCGGUUAAAAUUCAGAUACUUUGUCGGUAGUCGGUUAAAAUUUUUGAUUUUUGUCGGUUGUCGGAAAAUCUCUGUUAAUAAGUAAAAACGCUUGUUAAUUAUUAAGAUUUUUAUGUAUUUCACCCGGUUUCAAGACUUUGAUCAGUAAGGGAAGAGUAAAACUUGUAGGAAUGCAUCAUUUGAUUGCACUUAAACUUCAUUAACUCUUGUUUGUUUAUGCAACAUGAUCAUUUAUUUCACCAUUGUUUGCCAAAUGAUAUCAUGAGUACUGAUAAAAUCACCAAACCUUUUAUUGGAAAUGCGAACUUGGUUUCCCUGUCGAUUACAGGGCACAGUACAAAGUAAUUAAUUAAUUAAUGGACUCCAGCCAUUUGGAUACUUAAAUUAUUCUUAGUGAAAAACUGCAAGGGGUGACAGGAUGCACAUCUAUACCUUUAAUGUUUUGGCUCUAACAAGCAUGUCCUUUGCUAUAAUUUUCAAGAAAUAACAGUUUAACCCUCGGACGUACAAGGGGUGGAGGGGGUGGAUGCCACCCCCCCCCCCACCCCCUUUAGGUUUUUCUGGGAUUUUUCGAAGAGGAUAAAUCAUCAGCACCUGACGUUUUCAGUAGAUGUUCUUUUAUCCCUCGCACGCAUUUUGAGACAAGUUCAGUGAUGACCAGUUUCUAUGGUUAAGAGGUAUGACGUAAUAAGUAGCAGGUGGUCAAGCCAUUUUGAGUGAAAAUGUAUGUUUUUUUUCAACUUUUUCAACAAUAAAAGAAAAAAUGUUGUAGCUAAAAUCAUGCAAAGUGCUUAUCUACGUGUUAUUAUUCAUGUCAAGCAAUUACCAUUUCUCGUCGUUUUAACCUGAUUUCUAAUUCUCUGUAAUAUCCAAGAUGGCGGCAAAGAUGGCGACCAUUGUUGGUGACGUAACAGGCCUCCAGCAGCGCCACCAUUCAUAAAAUAUACCUCAUCUUGUUUAGAAGAUCAAAGGCUUUUCAGUGAAGGCAAAAUCGCUUCGAAAUACCGCAACAUAGCAAAAUAACAUAUCUGGGGAGGGGUUCCAUCUACCAUCCUCUUGUACCAUGGUGUGGGGGGGCAGGGGGGGGGGUAUGAUUUUGCGUGUACGUCGGAGGGUUAAGUUUGCAAGGUAGUGGUUGGUUUUGUAUGACAAAUUACACUUUUUCAUUAAAGCUUCAUUUAUUGUGUCACGAAAGGCAAUAUUUCUUUUUCUUCCUUGUUGUGUUUUUCAGGAGCGCUGCUUUCCUUCUGUGAGUUUUACUUCUAAUAGCAAUUUUUCUUUCAAAAUUGUGUGGCCAGCCUCUGUCCAUGCAUCAACCGCUUUUUGAAAUCUGAAAUACUUCCUCAGAGGAGUUCGUAGGAUUCUCAAGGCUUCUUGUUUGUCAAAUCCAUUUUAACAAUUGGUGGGACGUAAGAGGUGAAAAUGUAUAUACUGGAAGGUUUCCGUUUAAAAUGCGUCUUUACGUCAAUGAUAGCUUUUUCUUAUUUUUCGUUGAAUGUUGUGCCUUUGUAUACAACCGGGUCGAAAAAGGUUGUUUCAGUGUCAGAUAUUUCGGCCGUAAAUUUUAUAGCCAGUAGAGUAGUAGGGUGAAGUAAGUUUACUUGUUCCUAGAAUUUGAAGAAAUCUACCAUGUCUGGUUUACUUAUGUCCCAUAGGGAAAAAUAUCAUCUCUGUAGCAUUUUCAAACAGUUGGUUUAAAGACCGUUGAUUAAACUUUCUGUUUCAAUAUAUGCGGCCGUGAAAAUGUUAGAAAGGAAACUGCUCUAUGUGCUCGUCGCGGUACCGUGGUUUUUUUACUGACAGUGCUUUCCAUUAAACUGGAAAGAAUUUCUUUGAGGAUUAAUCUAAGCAUUUCUCGGACAGAAACAAGAAACGUUCAGUUUUUUCACCUUUGUCGUUUCAAUGAAAUAUAUACAGUCGUCUGUGAUUAUGAUAUUAGUUGUAGUAAUGUACCCGUAUCAACAAAAGAGGAAGUUCUUUCUGUUAGACCAUCUGAUGAGUCAUAAAUUAAAGAGAUUACUUCCUAACGGCUAGAAAAAAAAAAUGCUCUUUUUUCUGAAACAAAUAUUGAUUAUGUCAGCCCAUGUCGGUAGUCGGUUAAUAUUUUUCCUGUCGGUAGUCGGUAUUUUUUUACUCGUUUUGUCGGUAGUCAGUAAUAUUUUUCGUCCUUUGUCGCUGGUCGGUUAACCCCAUUCACACCCUCGAAAAUGCAUAGAUAAUCAAAAUUAUUUUAUAUCUUGGGUUUCUGUUAGAGCUGUAUUCAAACAACUUUCUUCAUUCAUCCUCAGUGGGUGAACCUCAUAAUCUAAUCAGCAUUACGGUCAAGUUGCCCGAAAGUCAUCGCGACCAAAGUUAUGUCGCCUGAGAGUUUUGGUGAAGUCGGCCGAAAUGCUGAGUUAUGUCGCCCGAAGUUUGUCAUGCUCAACAACAUCUUAACAUCCCUAUUGUACAUUUAUAGCG
This is a messenger RNA of Porites evermanni, 13685 nucleotides long. The record is from the annotation of a GenBank genome assembly. Lineage: Eukaryota; Metazoa; Cnidaria; Anthozoa; Scleractinia; Poritidae.